Molecule: messenger RNA, 900 nt
Organism: Schistosoma rodhaini
Lineage: Eukaryota; Metazoa; Platyhelminthes; Trematoda; Strigeidida; Schistosomatidae
Source: the annotation of a GenBank genome assembly
AUUUCAAACUCGUUUGAUGUAGGCCUCUUACAUACUUUCAGGACGUGCUACGCUCAUUGAGACUCAUAGGAACAUUUCAGAACAAUUUUUGCAAUAUACAGUUUGAAUUUUGAAGAAUUCAUAAGAAGAGUUCGUUUGUUUAGCCGACACGAGUAUAAGUUACAAAUAUUUUGGGCGGGUCAUCUGUCGUCGUCCAUAUGAUGGAAGUUCAGCGUAAGGGCCUACGGCUUUUAAAUACGUUCGAACCUGUAGAGCCAAAGAAAACACAGCUCUCAGUUGAGAAAAAGCCCGGAUUGAUACAUACCAAACCUUUUGUUAAGAAACCCAUUGUUAACAAAUCUGCUGUCAACAAAGUUGCCCCAUUUAUUAUUUUUCAAGACCCUGUUGAAGUUCACUGCCAGCAUUGUGGUGCUCUGUGGUCUAAAAGCCAGAAAGAUCUGAGUCCUAAUCCUUCAAAAGAGUAUAAGGAAACUGCUUCCCAAGUAGAAGACGUAGACCUUAAUGCUUGGCUGUGCUCAGAGCAUCCACCUGAAAAUUAUUGGGAAACCAUUGCGGAACAAAGGCGAGUGGCUUUAAAGGAAACCUUGGAUGAAAAUAUGGAGCUGUGUGCACUCGUUGAAAAACUGAACCUUGAAAUUGAAAGACUAAGUGCUAUCGCUUCACAUGCUGAUCACUUUGCCUCAGUGUACAACCAGAUGUUCAAAGAGCAAGAAGCACACAAUAACCACUCCACAGAGCCUCAGGAUUCCAGCUGUAAACUUGACUCAGCACAAAUGACGUGAAUAUCUCAUACCAGGCUUUAUGUACUAAGUCUAAAGAUUUAAACUUUAAAUUUUGUGAUUACUUUUGUACUUAUGUGUAAUUUCAUAAUACUAAUAGAUAUGUUAUUAAUGUCUUCCA